This is a messenger RNA of Solanum stenotomum, 1123 nucleotides long. RefSeq lists its product as uncharacterized. Gene Ontology annotation, molecular function: polysaccharide binding. The transcript is spliced from 3 exons. Bases 30 to 950 code for a protein of 306 amino acids. Lineage: Eukaryota; Viridiplantae; Streptophyta; Magnoliopsida; Solanales; Solanaceae. The record is from RefSeq and is a predicted model, not a curated record.
CAGAUCACUCUAUUUUCAUACCUUUCAUCAUGUCAUGUUCUAGCAAAAUCUUUCUAUUUUUUCUUUCAUUUCUUCUAAUUCAUCCACUUGAAUCUGUUCCAAGUAUCAUCCCACUAAAUGGUUCAUGUACUGAUAAAUGUGGCAACAUUGUCCUAAAAUAUCCCUUUGGUUCUGGUUUUGGUUGUGGACAUCCUGCAUUUUCAAGAUUCAUAAAAUGCACUACUUCCGGAGUUCUUCAAUUUUCCACUACCUCUGGGAUUUACACUAUAUCCUCACUAGAUUACUCAACCAACACAUUUGUUCUAACUGACCCCUUUAUGUCAACAUGUUCCUCAAUGCAGAAUUCAGGCAGUUUUACAUUGGAUCAUGAUGAUUCAAGUUCAACUCCCUUUAGUAUUAUGAAACAAAACAUGUUUGUUUUACUAGGAUGUUCAACAACAUCAGCUGUGUUUGAUCCAAAACAGGACUUGUGUGAUAGCGGUUCGGGUUCUAAUGUAUGCAGGGGAAUGUAUUCUUGUAAAGGGGUGACUGGGAUUGGAUUAGAACCAAAUGAUCCAAUUUCAACAUGUUGUGUUUAUGAUCCACCAGUUCCUGUUGGUUCAGGUUAUGGUUUGAACUUGCCUAGGCUUCAGUGUUCUUCGUAUUCAUCGAUAUAUGGAUUUGGAGGUGAUGAAGGAGAUCCUAUGAAAUGGGAGUUUGGGAUAUCUUUGCAGUAUAAUAAUUCAUAUUAUGUUGAUGAGUCUUGCAAGAACUGUGAGGAUAGUGGUGGAUUUUGUGGUUUUUCUGGUGCAGAUGAGUCUUUUGCUUGCAUUUGUAGGAAUGGUGUUAACACUACUAUUAAUUGCUAUGGAAGAGGAUAUGCUUUGAGUGGGACAUGGAGACACAAGAUUCAAACAGGAAUGAGUAUUGGAGGAAUCUCUUUCUUUUGGAUGAUGAUGUUUUUCAUCUAAGGGGCAGAAGAGGAUUAUGAAGUGAAGUGCAAACGGUUCAUAUACUCUAUGAGAUUCAUGUCAACCAAGGUUAGACUAAUAAUUACUUAAUGUUGAUCAAAAGGCAAGAAGUUUAGCUCUGAAAUCAAAUUAUUGUUGCUUCUCAAUAUCAAUUCCAUGGUUACAGUGUAAAC